Molecule: messenger RNA, 2244 nt
Organism: Daktulosphaira vitifoliae (grape phylloxera)
Lineage: Eukaryota; Metazoa; Arthropoda; Insecta; Hemiptera; Phylloxeridae
Exons: 5
Coding region: 182-2074 (630 amino acids)
Molecular function (GO): protein binding
Source: RefSeq, a predicted model, not a curated record
AGGGCAUCAUCCUCACCAGACGAUCAGGUGUCACACAUCCGUGGAUUUGUCUUUUUCAUUUCUCUCGCUGUCACGGACCCAUCAACAUACAUUAUUAUUUAAAUUAAUCUACAAGAUUGACGGCUCAUCAAAUAAUAUCUCCACCAUUUGAAUAUCAAACCGUUUUCCUGAACGUUUAGUUAUGACAAAAUUCAACAUGAAUGUUGUUUCAUCCGACAUGAGAGCUAGACUUGAAUUUAUGAUGAACAUUUACAAUCGACUGAUGUUAUCGAAUCCAGAAGAUGAGUUAACCGGCAAAAACAGAUCUGAUUAUUGUUCAUUAAAUGGUUAUAUAAAAUUGAUGCAAUGUGCAACCAAUAGUAAAAAACCCAAAAAAUCCAUUAAGUGUCGGGCUAACCGUCCAGUGUCAUACAAGAACAACAACGUCCCGCCUACGGGCAGUCACAAGAGUUAUAAGAAUAUAAGCAGCGCAUCAUCCGUGUCUUCCAAACCGUCUCUAAGUCGAUCACCGUCAUCGUUGCUGUUUGAUUUAGAAAACAAUUCAAUAUCUAAUUGUUUUGAAGAAACCAAGCGACUCCUAUGGAUGGGUUGUAAGGCGGUGGAUGACGCCUUGGACGUAAAUCGCGAUCUACCUAUGUGGGUGCAAACUGUUGAUUCCAACAAUAUCGUCAAGCAGUUAUUGGCGUCCAUGGAUACAGGACGUGUAGACAAGGGAAAUGUUCACACGCUGGUGGCUGUAUUCAUAAAUUUCAGUAUCACUAUGAUCGACAUGUUCGCGAUGAAUGCAAAAGUGGACAAGCACUGGUGGAAAUACUCUUACAAGAUUAUGGAACAGUUGAUCGACGACAUAAACGUACACUGUCGUGCUAAAGACCCUUUAAAUAGCACAUUAAAAGUAAAAGGCAAGAGUGGAGACCGUAUGCUGAACAAGGCGUUGUCUACCAUUACCCAGCUGAAGAAAAUUAUUCCUGUCGACAAGACUGAAAACAGUACCGGACACAACAAUAUUCAUAAUCCAAUGAUUCCACUUGUGCUGUCUGCAUCUCAACAGUCGACCACUUUCCCUCCGACUUUACCUCCUACUACCGUUGAUUUCAACGCGUCCAACCAACAAUACAUGAACUACAAUGGUUUCAGCAACAAUCAGAAUUAUAUAAACGGUUAUGGUUAUCCCAGUCAAUUUCAAGCCACGCCAAAUCCAGCACCUCCGCCACCACCUCUGUUGCAAAUGAACAGGCCGCCGUACAGUCAAAUGCAAUAUCGGCCGCCGUAUCAGCCGGCACCUUACCAACAGUACGCCAAUCAAGUUCGUGUCAACCAACCGCAAUACUGUCAGUACAUGCAACAGCAGCCGCCAAAUUCGUGGCCCAAUACCUAUCAAAAACCAGCGUACCAACCCGUACAUAAUGGACCGUUUCCGUCCGCUCAAUUCGCAGCAGUGGCAAAUCCACAGCCCAAACCCGAAGCUAAACUCAUCGAAGUCAAAGAAGAUGACGAGAAAAAGUGGCUUGAAGCGCAAAAAGACGCCAAACAAUUGGUCAAUAACGCCAUGAUAGCUACUCGGUCGACGGACAGUAGCAACACGUCAAACGAAAGCGAAGAGGGUUUGGUCAGCUUACGUCCAACGUUUGAACGUAUGUCAGAUCGAGAUAGUAUUUGCGGUCCGUUGCCGGAUGAUACCGAUCGCAUGUGGAACUUUUUGGCCAGAGAAGUCGAUAAAAAGGUCCGGUAUAAAUUUCAAAAAAUGAUAAGGGAAAUGCAAGAUAUUCCUAAAGAUGAAUUCCAUAGAGAACCGGAACUAUUUGAAACGACUUAUCAAAACGUUGUAAGAAUACAACUGUUCGAGCCUAUUCGUUGUAAAAUGAUCAAUAAAAAAUACGAAAACGUCCAAGCUGUUGUUAGAGACUUUCGUCUGGUAUUCAGUACAUUUCGCCAUAUUUCUCAGCAGUCUAAUGAUGUUAAAUGUAAACUAAUGAUGGACUUUAUGGAACGUUAUUUCAAUGAGUGCCUCAGAAAGUAUUUUAGAGGAUGGAACUUAGAUAAGUAUCGACCAGGUGUAGUUGAUACUUUGUGACACUGGUAAAUAAUAAAUAAGAGUAUCAACUCAAAUUAUUCUAUCAUUUUCAAAUGUUUAAUAUAGUCAGAUUAUUAAAUAAUCUAAUUUAGAAAAUUUUUAUAAAUUUUACAUGCGUGUUAUAAAGCAAACAUUUUAUUAUUUAUAUUUCAUUAGUUACUAUUUAUUAC